Messenger RNA from Budorcas taxicolor (takin), 654 nucleotides. Its product is annotated as histone H2A type 1-C. The record is from RefSeq and is a predicted model, not a curated record. Lineage: Eukaryota; Metazoa; Chordata; Mammalia; Artiodactyla; Bovidae. The coding region runs from base 27 to 419 and encodes 130 amino acids. Gene Ontology annotation, molecular function: DNA binding; protein heterodimerization activity; structural constituent of chromatin. Gene Ontology annotation, cellular component: nucleosome. The transcript is spliced from 2 exons.
UUUUUUGCUGUUUUUUUGUAUUUGCUAUGUCUGGACGUGGCAAGCAAGGCGGUAAGGCGCGAGCAAAGGCCAAGUCUCGUUCUUCGCGGGCGGGGCUCCAGUUCCCCGUUGGGCGAGUCCAUCGUCUACUACGCAAAGGCAAUUACGCCGAGCGGGUAGGCGCUGGGGCCCCGGUGUACCUGGCGGCGGUGCUGGAGUAUCUGACGGCCGAGAUUUUGGAGCUGGCGGGUAACGCGGCGCGCGACAACAAGAAGACUCGUAUCAUCCCGCGUCACUUGCAGCUGGCCAUCCGCAACGACGAAGAGCUCAACAAGCUGCUGGGCCGUGUGACCAUCGCUCAGGGUGGUGUUCUGCCCAACAUCCAGGCGGUGCUGCUGCCCAAGAAAACCGAGAGCCACCACAAGGCCAAGGGCAAGUAAUUGGACUGAGACUUGAGUUUCCGGAAGUGCUUUUAAACCCAAAGGCUCUUUUCAGAGCCCCCACUCUUUCAAAAGAAGAGCUAGUAUCACUGUAUUUGUAAAACAACAAAAGGUUUCAAAAGCUUCUCAUUACAAAGAGAUGCCUGGAUCCAGAGUGUCUGUCAAACUCAUCAAUGCUCAGAAAUAAAUGGAUUGGUGUCAGUGUUCUGAUAUCACUGAUUGAUCCUGCAUGUGC